UUCAUAUGGUGGUUUAGAUUUAAGUACACAAUGUCUAGCACCAUUUGAAAUCAGUGUUUUUGGGGGAAGAAUGGCUACGCAUUGACCCGUUUCGGAGUCCACCUUGGUUCCCAUAGGCUUCCGAUAAAAGCUUCCGCGACCAGCACAUUUACAUUGGAUUUAUUGCCUCUCUUUCAUGUACAGCCUCAGCAGUAAAACUGAGUUAAUCAUUAAGCCAGGUUAGACCAUUGAAAUGGUCUAAAUAGACCUGGCCGUCUUAGGCAAGUCAGGAAGAUACUGGGCCUUGGAAGCGAGCGUGUUUAUGCAUCCUUUGAGAAUGUCAUUGACAGAAGAUUGCAAAUAGGAGAGAUUCAGAGCUGAUUGCAAGAAAGUUUAAAUAAGAUGACUAGGCAGAAAACCUCUUUUUUCCGGAAUGGUUUCUGUGCCACAUGGUCACCAUUUAAAAAUAAAUUAAGUGAGCAAAUAUCUAGGGCAGCUGGCUGGAAAUUUGUCGGAUUUGUAUUCCCAUGUAUAUCAUGCCAACCACCUGAAAUCCCGAACAAGAGCAGGGUUUGUUCUAUUGGUAUAAUUAAUAUCCCGUUUCCUAGUCGGGGUUUAUAAAUACGGAAGUGAGGGUGGCUCUGUCAAAAUACUCGGCAGCCACAGAUGCAAAGUUCGUGGAUUCGCAGAUUCCAGUGACCCCUUUAAAGGAUAACUGAUUUCUUCUGGUGUUCGGAGUCUAUUCUUCUUUCUAGCACCAUUUGAAAUCGGUUAUAGUGAUUGGGGAAUGUCUCCCUGUUUGAACCCAAGAUCUAGACGUGAAGGCUAAGAUCCAUCAGGCGGCCUUUGGGAUUACGAGAAAAAAGUUGCAACCGGGACACGUUGUGGUUCUCCCGUUUGAAAGGACACGAGAAACAAUCGACACAGCGUCCCGUGGUUGUGAAACCAAUUACAAAGAAAGCUGCACUUCGCAGCAGUGGAACCGUAAGUGGAAGAUUGUCUUUCUCUCUUGAGUGUGCACACAGGGAGAAAACCCGCCAUGUCUCAUUCCAGGAACACGUUCAUCGCCACGAACAGUGACUUAACAGAAUAACAGAGCUGGGAGGGACCUUGGAGGUCUUCUAGUCCAACCCCCUGGUUAGGCAGGAGAGCCUCUACCAUUUAAUGGAUUUCAUGGUCGCUGCUGAGGAAGGAAGAAAAGGACUGUGGAAUAUCUCCAGCUCUACAUUUCUCUGCUUUCACGCAUUCUCAUUCAGCAAAACAAUAACUGCACUCCACAAUGUGUGUGACUGGCCACAGGUACAGCAGGGGCCAGUUGAUGUUACUCACUCCACUGAGGUGUCCCUCAUGCAGCAGGAAAAGGUCUGGCUGUACCCUAUUAUGUGUCAUUACUUUAUGGACAUUGGUAAGGCUCCUGAGAGUGUUGACGGAAGACUGAGCAGCGUAUUGCGGAAUGACGUAACCCAGCCUUUUCUACUUAGCUGCUUUUCAGAUGCGUAAAUGAAGACUGAAUCAUCAAGGCCCAAAGUAUCUAAAAAGGAAGAGGGAGGGAGGGAAGGAGAGAGAGAGAGAGGGAGAGAGAAGCAUGAUGCUCACCUUAGAGCACAUUACAUGGAUCUGUAGCCCGCUUACGAAAAAGCUGCUGCAAAUCCUGGCUUGGUCCAGUUACACUGCGGAGUAGGCAGCAAACAAGGUUCCCAGGUCCUCAGCGGGAACAGCUGCAUGCACAGAAGUGGCAGGAAAGUGGGGUGGCCUUUUCCUUGGGUACAAAAAUGGGAGGCUUGGCCUCAUUCCCUUCCAGCCUCUCCAACCAGAACAAGAUUGGAAGGUGGCUCUUGAUUCGGGCCACUUCACCGUUUCAGAGGCAUUCAAGGAUUCAGAGCUUUUCUCUGAAGAUACGAUGUGACCGUUCAAGACUUCCUUCCUUCCUGCAAAGCAGAUCCUCUUGCCCUCACAAUCCUCCUGCUCCUGUUCAUACAGUAGCGGGCAAAAUUGUGGAAACCUUUUGGGAAAAGCGUAUUUUCUAAAACAAGCUAAUAACAUCACUUUUUGGGGGGAAUUACCAUAAAAUUACAUAUCAAUGGAAAGAUAAUUUAAUCAAGAAUGUAAUGCAAUAACUUUUAUGAAGGAUUUGCUAUUAGAAUAGCAGUUACAGUAUAAAGAAGAAAAGUUAAACACAUAGAAAAAACAAGAUAUACAAAAAUUAUCACCACGUCAGUUAAUACUUAGUUGGGUAGCCUUUAGCAUGAAUGACGGCCUUACAACGUCUUCCCAUGGAGUGAACCAAGUCUUUGAGUUCUGCAGCUGUUCUAAUGUGAAACCAAGAUUGAAUGAUGGCUUCUGUUAACUGGGUUUUAUUGCUGGGUCGCUUCUGACUAAGAAGUUUCUAUAGUCGGCUCCAUAGAUUUUUCAGUUGGGUGAAGAACUGGGCUAUUCCCAGGCCAUUCCAGCAGUGGAAAAUUAUUAUCUUGAAACUCCAAAAAAAGUGGUGUAAUUAGCCAUUAAACCUCAAAAAUACACUUUUCCCAAAAGGUUUCCACAAUUUUGGCCACUACUAUAUAUCUAUAUUUCCUUGGUUCCUUUUUCAUCCCUAAUAAACAUUUUAGAUGGAAACCGAAGAGGACACAAUUGAACUGUGCACAAAAGGCAGGCUGUUCUGCCGUAACUUCAGGUAGUAAUUGCAGCCUCUAGGCACAAGGGGGAGCCAGAGUUUAUAGGAGAGCCCUGAUUGUGAAUUCUGUCUUUGCCUGCUUUAAGAUUGACUUGGUUGUGUGUUUGUGACACCACGGCUUGCUGAAAAUGGCACACUUUCCUGGUUUAUAUGUGUAAAUUCAUACUUCGUACGUCCGCACAACAUAUUUAGCUCUACCAAGCUGACCGAUUUUCUGAAUCCAAAUAGUACAUUGAACAAAGCAGCAGUUGGCGCAACACAUUAAGCUAAAGAUCAUCAUCAUCAUCUAAGAUUAACACUAACCUUGGUCCGUGAACCCUGGCCUGCAAACCACAGUGACUGAACCACCACACUGUGGUUGAGUGCCAUGAAAAUUAGGUCAGUGUCUUAUAGCCACGGUAUUUUUUUUCCCCAAAAGGCAAUUUGACUUUCUUCUUGUUGCUUUUUUCUUUGAAAACGUUUUGCUUCUCGUGCAAGAAGCUUCUUCAGUUCAUGACAACCAUGACUUGAUUUGAGAGUCUCCAUUGACAUUUAUCCAGUGUCUACAGGGGUUUUUUUUUGGCACAGUGGUGGAAAAAUUUUUGCAUCUGGGCAAAAGUUCAUUUAAGCAUUAUAUUGAUUUUAAUCCAAUUUAACUAGCAUAGGCUUUCCAAUUGUAAUUCAACAAAACUGAGCAGGAAUGGGGCAUUUCUGGAUAGUUUUAAGGACAAGAAUCUAGUGUUACUCCCGUUUAAAAUAUCUGUUUCCUAUAAUACAUACUCCAUUGAAAAUUGUUACAGGGGCAUUGUGAAGUUACAUCACUGUACAUGUGUCAAUACGUUGGCAUCCUUGUGAUUUGCUGGAGGUACAGAUGGUUUCCGGCAUAUCCUUAGUUUGAAUUGCACACAUUGGAGAUAGGCAAACAUGGUGAAUAUUUGUUUGUGACAAUAUCUGGAAUUCGUUUAUUAAAUGUGUACAUGGCCCAACUCCCAGCAACUCCGGGCAGUUCACAAGGAGAAAACACUCCCCGUCCCCCAAUGCAAUAAUAAAAAGAACAAAAGAUGGCAACAACCAGAAGCAGACUCACUCACACUAUCCAAGUGACUCUAAUCAAAGGCAUCUGAUUAUAAAGGCAGAUAAGAGGGAAGAUGAUACAGAGCUGAUCAUGAAUAGCAUGGAAAUAUAGUCAGCUAUCUUAAGGCUUUUAAGAACUGGGCAAGUUUUGAAACUAUAAAAGCCGCAAAUCACAACCACCACUUGAAACUUAACACAUCAGGCUAUUCAAGGAAAGGAGAAACACUCUCGGGAAGGCCUGAGUGUAAAAGGAAAUCUUUUUUUAGCCUCUUCCUACUCUCACAAAAUCAGAACUUGGGUCAUCUUCAGAAGCUCAACACAAGAAGGUUCAAGACAAUACAGUUAAUAUUAUGUAGUUUGCCGCCAUGGAAGGGUUGGUAGCCACCCAUGAAAAUGGCUGUAACAGGUGCCCAGCUAUUCACUGGAAAUCAUGGGGAGGGGGGCAGUGGGAUAGAUGGAUGGAGAUGCCUCAAGUCACCAACCUCCUUUCAAGUUUGUGUAUUCCUCAUUUGGAAUGUUUUCAAAGAAAAAUCCAAGAAAUUCAAGUUACCUUUUGGAAAAAAAGUUUCUUGGAACAAUAUCGCAUUCUCCUUGGCGGCUUGAUCUCUCCUCCUGGACCAGCCCAGCCCCAACCACUUCCAUUUCUCCUCUUCUAGGCUCUUCAAGCCUCAACCCCAACCCCCCUCUAGACUCUCUGCUGGCAGCCAAGAUGCUCCUGAAUCUUUUGCAACCCACAAAUUGUCCAGCUAAGAGGAAUAUCAGCCAAGCAAAGCGUGUCAAGUUUUGUGCUUUCUCCUUUUUUAAUUAUUUAUCCAAUAGAAAGAAAGGAAAGUAUAGAAAGUGAAAUGUGCAAAAGAAAAAAAAAUACAGAAAAGAAAAGAACAGGAAGAAUAUAGUGAAGAAAGGAAAGAAAUAUAGAAAGAAAAUAAGACUGUUUAGGACGUGUGAUAAACACAAGAAGAAAGGAUCUAUCAAUGUAGAAAUGAAAUAGUAAAAUACAACGUGGUGGUGAAUUGUUGAUAUAGAGACAAUGAAAGGAUAUUGGAAGAAAUGUCAAGGAUGUGGAUACAAAUUAGACAUUGGGAAGAACUUGUUGACAGUAAAAGCUGUCAGUCAGUGGCUCCCGUGUAGGGUGGUUUCUUUAAGCAGAGGCUGGAUAUUUAGUAAGGAUAUCCAAAUACAGGGAGAUUUAAAUCUAUAAUUCUAGGAUCCUUUGACUUUAAAGAACAUCUUUUUAACUGAUCUUAGCAGCUGAGCAAGUAAUUCAAGCUAUACCAUUUCUGCACAACCAGCAGAUUCAAUUCAGCACUCUGCUCAGGAAAUAUAUUGCAAAGAAAAUCAAAAUAUUACUUGGGAGUCCUGCCAAAAUGUUCUAUUCACAUUUUUCCUCAAAUGAAGAAAUCUGCUUUUGAAUUCAAUGACUUGCCACCUGGGGAUAUUCUAAACGAAUGCAUUUGCCUAUCCCGGUCCAUUCUUAUCCUUAUCUCACUAUGAAAUGGCCAUACUAGAGAGAAUAAAAUACCAGUGAGAGAGCGCCUUUGUAAUGGAUGCGGAUGAGAUUCAAUCUUGAUUAUUUUUUGGAUUGCCAGAACAGGCUACGUUGUAAAGAGCCAGGCUGGAUUUAUUAGCAGAAGGUUAAAAGCUAUGUAAAUUGCAGUUACUGAAAAUAGGGUUGUCAACAAUGGAAGAUAAUUCCCUUUACAUUGCCUAAAGGACUAUUCAAGAUUUGUUUCUGGUACCGCCAUGGUCACUUCCUCCUGUUUCCAUGCUUUUCAGUCCCAUUUAUGAACUGUAAAUUCUUACAAGAAGAACAAGGAGGGGGGGGAAAACUACAUGGAAUGAAUUUUUCCACCAUCCUUACUUGUUACAUCUUCGUGUGUAAAGUCAGAGAUGUCUUCUUCUCUUGAUGCCCUUUUGGAAAAAAAGAAGGUUGAGAUACAAGAGACUGUAGAUUGUGACGAAGAUGAGGAAAACCCAGUUUGUGAUGCCCCCUCAACUACAGAAGCCCCCCGAUGAUGGGCUUUGGCCAGUCCCUCCCCAUCAGUCAAGAGCCCGAGUGGGCUAUUGACUGGCAGACCCAGCUUCAGGCCUACCUUCAGCUUGAUUUUGGGUCUCAAUGGGUCUCUCUUGGCUCCAUUUCACAGGGAGUAUGUGGGAAGAGGAAGAGGAAAGGUUAGGUGUCUUGAGCUCCCAAAACCAAAGGCCAUUUCUGAUUUCCAAGGCUUCUGUCUACGACAGUGAUUGGCAACUGAGAGUCGUUUACCUGAUAAGAGCAACUGUGGCAGCUGGAUGAUAAUGGUGUUACCCAGUCAGUCGUGUCUGACUCUUGGCGAUUCUUUGGGCCAGGCCUCUCCACAUCGCUACUUCUUUGAGUUGUUCCAUGCUCAGCUUUGGUGUCACCUUUGAUGGGUCUUCAGCCACCUUGUUCUUCAGUGACCUGAUUUCAUCCAUAACUGAAUAAAUCUUUCUUAUAAAUGGCCAAGAUCCUAGCGAGUGGAAGUCGUCAUUUCUGGAUUAAAGCAGAUGGUAUAACGUUGCCAAGACUGAGAACAGUUGCCUCUCCCCAGCCCACUCCAUCCCACCUGGCAGAGAAAGGCAUGCUUGCAGGUGCUUUCAGUUAGGGGUCUACAUCUGGUGGGUACCUUCUCUGCCAUGAUGCCUAUCUUGUGGAGCCUUUACCCCCUUGAAAUUAGAUUGGCCCUCCCUUGGAUUUUUCAUAAGGUCCUCAAGACCUGGAAUUGCUGCCAGGCCUGGGGCACUCCAGGACCAAAGAUCUCUCCCCAUGAUUCCUUUGUUGAGGGAGCUAUUUUUAUCCUCCCUUUGCCCAGGGUUAAAAGUUUUGUGUUCUUGCUAAUUGUUAUCGAGACGUUUUCUAUUUUUAUCAAUUUUAUAUUGGCUCAUGUGUUUAUUGUGCACUGCCUAAAGCUGUCUUUUGGGGAGAUGGGCCGCAAUAUAAAUUUGAUUAAUAAAUCAAUAACUAAAUUCUUGGAGAGAGAUCUCAUGAGCAAGAUACCUAUAUAGUGUCUCCAGACAUAGGUUUUGGGGCAACAACAACAGCAACUUGUGGGGUGCUGCUGCCUUCCUAUGAAACCACACAGUGGCCUGCAAGAUUACAUCCGUUUGGUUUGCAGAGUUUCUGAGAUCCACAACUGUAAGAUUAUAGGUUAGUAUUUGGACAUUCUCAGUUUUUAAAUAGUCUUAUUUAAUGAGUGAUGAAGGAAUUGAUAUUAUUUCUGGCUUAUUCUGCAGUCAAGGAGCAAGAGGUUGGUUAACCUGCUCCGCUGAGGAAUUGGUGAAUUUCUGGAUUUUUUUUUCUCACAAUUGUAUCCAUUUUUAAUCUCAAAUUCUUCCCAUUUGUAAGAAGGAAAGAUGGGUAGAUAUUGAUGAAUUCAUUAUUUAAAAUGAACCAACGAUGUUCCCGUGAAUCUACACCAACCAAAUUCAACAAUCACAUAUACUUCACUCAUAGAGGACUAGUUUGGGGACCGUAGUUCUUGCAUUUUAAGAAGCAUAAUAGCUGCCAUAAACGUCUUCAAAAUCUAGCACUAAUUUCGCUCUUCAUAUUUCUCAACUCCAAAAAUUGCGUCACUUUUGCAACUUUUGCCACUCUGGCUUAAAGUUUGGGUGGCUUAUUAACUCCAGGCCUGAAGUGCGAAUGGCCCCUGGGACUCAGCUGCCAUUGUUAAAGACGAGAAAGCUCUCCAAAAAACAGUGACGGUUUUUGUGAGCACCACAAACGAGCCCAGAACUUUGCAUUCUGAAUUGGAAAAACUCAAGAUUGUAGAGCUAAGCCCUCAGAGCCUUUCGUAAUUUCAUUUUCUUCCCUGUCUAAACUCUUAUUACAAAUAGACAGAUGUGUCAAGUUCUUUUUUUUUUUUAAGAAGCCCAAAAGCUUAAUAAAAAUUUCACUUGCCUCCAGCUUCCUAAUCGAUGGAAAACAAGGCGCAUCGCAAUCAGGCUGGCGCUAGCUUCCCUUUUAAUACCACACCCAGGUUUUCUGAUGUGCGCAUCCAGAUGGGAUUCUGGUACAUAAACUCCUCCAGCUUGAAUUGCAAAUCUGAGGUAAACUAGGGCGUUCUUUAAAAAAAUAAAAUAUUAUCAAGACGGAUGUUUUAGAAUUUAGAUUCCAGACUCAUCCUUGCAUUUAUUGCUUCAGCUCCUGGGGGCAAUUUUUCUGUUCCUUUAUAAAUCCUAGUCGUGGAGAGAUUUUUCACAGCCUGGACUUUCUUCUCAAACUUCAGACUUGUCCACGCCAUUCUCACCUUCAUCUUCUCCUGCUCCAAGGAUUGCACAGCCAAAGGUGAGUCUUGCACCCUAAAAGAUGGCUUUAGGAAGCGUUUUUUUUCGGUGUGUUUGGAAUAGCUGCUGUAUAUCAUAAUAACCCAUCCUGUACUUCUGAAUAAAUAUUCAAACUCUGAUGGAUUCUUUGCCUGAACUGUUUGCCAGCAUUUACUUUGGGUGCAAAUUGGGUUAAUGAUAGACCCAUUUCGUUGUUUCCUUGCCAAUCAAACCAGGUUGCAAUUCAGAAAAUAAUUAAGGGAAAUAAGCUCUACAGAGGAGCAUCUCGGUUUUCCAGGACUCUGCAAGUAAAGGCUGGGUUUCUAUAACAGGCUUUUCCCCAAAGGAUACCCUGAAUCGGAACCGAACCAAACAGCUGCUUGAGCUCUGUUGAGCGUAUUAAGCCACAAAAAAGCUAACCAAGGCUAAAACUAAGUUGUACGAAUGCAGCCCAUAGAUAUUUAACUGGCCUGUUUUUGCACGUUACGGGAAGCAAGCUGUAGAACUAGGAUGGGUGAAUUGGGGCUCAGUUCAGGGCAUCCAGAAUGAGUGACAGUUCAACUCCAGAUGAACGUUAAAAGUUAGAACUUCUUUGGACACUGAUCCCACAGUCAAAUGCUCUUUCUGUUAGGUCAUUUUUUCCCCUACAUGGAGUUGGCACCUGCCUUUUGGUAACCAAAGCCUGUUUGGCCUAAAUCUUAGUGUGACUGAGAAGAGGUAUUUGGUCACUGCGAUCUAAGUAUUCGAUUACGAUGUUAUGCAUUCAGUCAUGUCUGACUUGGUGAUUCUCUGAGCCAGGUCCCUCCACGUCUUCUAAUCUUGCACUGUUGUUCCAUCCUCUGGCUGCUGUCAGUUUUGAACUACAUAUUUAGGAAAGAUAAUACUGGGGUUCAGGAGAAAGAGUUGCUAUACAGUGAGUGCUUUCCUAUACGGGUAGUAGUCCUCAAAUUACGAUCAAAACAGAGCCCAAAAGUUAUCUUGCUAAGUGAAACAUUUGUUAAGUGAGUUUUUGCCCCAUUUUAAGACUUCUUGCCACGGUUGCUAAGUGAAUCAUUGCAUUUCUUAAGUAAGUAACCCUGUUGUUAAGUGAAUCUGGCUUCCCCAUUGACUCUGCUUGUCAGAAGGUUUGCAAAAGCUGAUCACAUGACCCAGGACCCUUCAACCCAGGGGUGAAAUCCAGCAGGUUCUAACAAGUUCUGGAGAACCGGUAGCGGAAAUUUUGAGUAGUUCGGAGAACUGGCAAAUACUACCUCUGGCUGGCCCCAGAGUGGGGUAGAAAUGGAGAUUUUACAAUAUCCUUCCCCUGCCACACCCACCAAGCUACGCUCACAGAACCGGUAGGGAAAAGUUUUGGAUUUCACCCCUGCUGCAACCGUCAUAAAUAUGAGUCAGCCUGUAAUUGGACAGCCCCUUGAUUGUGCCAGCUCUUGGGAACUCCCCCCCUUUUUUUUUUGAAAAAAGUUUUUCAUUUUUAUUUCUUAUACACAUAAUUGUACAUUUCUCUUAUAUAUAAUUGGUCAUUCAUAUACAUAUUUUUCUUAAAGUAUAAAAAUAAGGCAUUUUAAUUACAUUUGGGGUUGCUCUUCUACCCUUUCUUUUCCCUUGUUUCACAACAACCCUCCUCCUUUCCCUUCCCUGCCUCCUCUCCUCUCCUACUUUCUCCCUCCUCUCCUUCCUCUUCCUACAUCCCCUUCCUUUCCCCUGCUCCUCCCCUCUUUCCCCCCUUUCUCACCUUCUCUCCUCCUGUCCCCUGCCUUUUCUUCCUCUCCUUUCCCCUUUCUUCCAUUCCUCUCUCUCCCUCUCCUCUUCUUACCCUCUACUCCUCUCUCCUUUCUUUCUCCUUUCUUGUAGAAUAUUUUCCUUGUUCGGUAUCCGAGCAAUUCCAAUAUUCUAAUAAUAUAUACUUUCUUUUCACUUUCUUUUCAAUUUUACUUCAUAAUUGUACAUUUAUCCUUAUAGUCUUCUUUCUUUCCCCCCCCCUCCCCGGGAACUUUCCCCUUAUAUUUACAAAAUCUAGGGAGCUGCAGAGCUUCUUUCUACAGGCAGGACAAUGAUUUUUCUGAAUUGCAACCUGCAUAUUCCUUAUUUCUGUUUUGGUUCGUCUGAUCAUAGAAAGGAGUUCUUGACCAUCCUCCCUGCAUCCAGAUACUAUCAUCUUUCCCCUAAGUUGUGAUUCUGUUCAGAGAUUGCUUCUUAGUAUCCCAGAGUUCUGGAGUUGAUAACUUUGUAGGAGGACGGCCGUGUUAAUCUGUAGGGGCCACAAAUCCAGAGGAAUCUGGUAGCCCCCUUUCUAACUAACAAUUGAUUAAAAGCAUCAUCUUUUACGAGCUGCAGGCCACUUCAUUGUAUGCAUAGGGAGAUAGAAUUGGAAGGCAUUAAUCCAUGUUCUGCUUCUCUUGUCACGUUAAAGCAAAUAACAGAAUAGCUUGAGUUGGAAGGGGCCCUGGGGGUCUUCUAGUCCAACCCCCUGCACAAGAAGGAGACCCUAUAGCAUUUCAGACAAAGGUUUGUCCAAUCUCUUCUUAAAAUCCUACCGUGAUGGAGUACCUGCAACUUCUGAAGGCAAGCCGUUCCAUUGAUCAAUUGCUCUGUCAGGAAAGAAGCACAAGCAAAAAGGUGUGAAUGUGGACAGCAAGAAACAGGGUAGAAAAGAAAGCGGUGGCACUAUAGGCCGUGGUGGAGGAAACGGGUUCUCGCUCGUUGUGCGAAGCCAUAAACUGUCUUAAUCCAUACUUUGCCCAGGUAGGAGGGCAAGGGGUCUGGUGAGGAUUUUGAUGGCCAUCUUUCUUCCAGGCUCAGAGCUUCGUAAGCCAUGUUGUCGCUGUCAUCCCUGCUUUUGAUGGUUGCCUGCUUUCCCCUGGCUGCAAACACUGAAGUGGUGCAAGACUUCAAGAAUUGCCUUGAGUUCUUUUUGGAUAAGUCGCCACCCGGAGAUGCUCUGACGCCGGGCAACCCCGCGAGGAUUUGCCAGUUUUACAACAACGCCUACCGUUUUGCCACCAUGUAUGACCGAGAGAAGCGCAUCCCCAUAUACUCUGCUUACAAAUGCAAACCCGGACAUGGUCCCAGAUACCGAGGUUGGAUGAUUGAGCCUCAGCUUGUAGAUCCCACUUUAGGCAAGAACAUGGAGGACGAGCGUCAAGCCAACCUUCCUGCUGAUAUGAUAAAAAAAACCCAGGCCAUUUUUGGGGAUUACACCCAGUCUUUAAGUAUUGAAAAGGGACAUUUGAACCCAGUGGGCCAUCAGCCUGAUGAAGACAGUCGAGCUGCCACUUCCACCUUGACUAACAUCGUGCCCCAGUUCAGCAAACUCAACCAAGAUUCCUGGGCAAACUAUGAGAACCGUAUCAGAAAGGAAGCUCAGGCCUGCCUUGACAUGUAUGUCAUUGCAGGGGUUGUCCCGGGAAAGGAGUAUCUCUCGGAGCACCGGGUCAAUAGACCUAGCCACAUCUGGUCUGCAGCGUGCUGCGUGAAGGAUAAGAAGAAGAGGGCUUCAUGGGCGGCCAUUGCAAAAAACAGCGAGAAUGAAGUAAAAGAAUGGAGCUUGGAGAAACUACAGAAAAUUCUUGCCGACCUCUAUGGGCGGGAGAAAAUUGAUCUCUUCAACGGCUCCUGUUAAGAGAUACCCAACUGGACCAGGGGUGUGCAUGGGGGGUGGGGGGCAACAAAUUCAAGAUGGUGACUGUGACCAUACCAUUUUUUUUCACAUCAAAGUAGUCCAAAUGUGUAGGAGUAAAUUUCUGUCCUUAAUUAGCCACUGUUCUGUAGGAGAACCAGCAGGCAGAGCUGGGGUGGUGAUGGAGUGAAGCAAGUCAUCAGCCUAGAACCAUUAUGUUCCGACAAACGGUCUAAGUCCACCCCCAAUUCUGUUGACCCUUUCUAGUGCCGAUUUAAGAGUUGAACUUGAGUCGACUUUAUUCUCGUGUGUAGGCUUGAGCAAUAAAUAUUCUCAACUGCAA
Messenger RNA from Pantherophis guttatus, 11940 nucleotides. Its product is annotated as endonuclease domain-containing 1 protein-like. Gene Ontology annotation, molecular function: hydrolase activity; metal ion binding; nucleic acid binding. The record is from RefSeq and is a predicted model, not a curated record. Lineage: Eukaryota; Metazoa; Chordata; Lepidosauria; Squamata; Colubridae.